Molecule: messenger RNA, 1011 nt
Organism: Dracunculus medinensis (Guinea worm)
Lineage: Eukaryota; Metazoa; Nematoda; Chromadorea; Rhabditida; Dracunculidae
Source: the annotation of a GenBank genome assembly
AUGAGUGAAAACGAUAUGGUUGAUCCUGAAAUUAAAAAUCUAUUAGAUCGUUUUGGAAUUGAUCAUGAAUUUGGCUUUUUGCUCAAAGAUCCAUUAAUCAAAUUGUCCGAGAAGUAUCAUUUAUGGCAUGAACUUGUCGAUGAUCUUCCACAAUUGAUUCAAUGUAAAAAUUUCGAUCAAAAAAUCAAAAAUCUGCCAUUAAUUGACACAAAUCAAAUUCGUACUUAUCGAGAGCUUCGACUGGCACAUCUCUUGCUUUCUACGAUUGCUUCUGGCUACAUUUGGGCCGAUGGACCACAAAAACCUAAAUUAUUGUUACCGAAACAAAUCGCAAUCCCACUUUAUGAAGUCAGUCAAGCUGUUGGUCUAAAACCAAUCAUUUGCCAUGCUUCUGCUUGUCUCGCUAAUUAUCAAACAGUCAAUCAAAUCAGCGGCCAUCAGCGGUUCAAGGCUGAUGAUAUGAAAUUAAUUGCUGCUCGAUUCAUCAAACACAGAGGAAAUGAAUGGUUCUUUUUAGUUGCUGCUCAGGUUUGCUAUAUAUAUUUAGUGGAAUAUGAAUUAGCACCAGCUCAUAUAGCGAUUCUUAUUGCUUGUCACCAUCUUAAACUUUCCGAAAAUACACUCAUAACGAUUCGCAAUUCACUUCUCAAUGCAAGUGAUACUAUGAAGCGAAUGAAUGAAAACUUGCCACCCGAGGUAUUUUAUCGUGAUCUUCGAGUUUUUCUUUCUGGCGUUGAAUUAGAACCGCAACAGCUUAGUGGUGCAUCUGCAGCGCAGAGCUCAUCACUACACUUAAUUGAUGCUUUUCUUGGCAUAAAACAUUCUGGCAGUGAAGCUAUAUUUCUGGCUGAGCAGUGUGCUUAUAUGCCAAAGGAACACUGUGACUUUAUAGAAUGGGUUCGUUUACGUCGAGCACAAAUUAUGGAUUUUCGUCAUGAUAAAUAUUAUAAUGAAGCUAUUGAUGCUUUAAAACUCAUUCGAAGUCAACAUUUCGCAUUGGUUAGUUUAUAA